This is a messenger RNA of Pisolithus orientalis, 2014 nucleotides long. RefSeq lists its product as uncharacterized. Bases 116 to 1639 code for a protein of 507 amino acids. NCBI's taxonomy places the organism in Eukaryota, Fungi, Basidiomycota, Agaricomycetes, Boletales, Pisolithaceae. The record is from RefSeq and is a predicted model, not a curated record. The transcript has 3 exons.
CCCCAUCGUGCUAUGCAACACGCACAGACGCGCCACCACCGUCCUCGACGACGCCGGCAUAGCAAUCAGAAAGUAUGUCCUCGCUCCGCCUCAGCGGGCACAGUCCACCCGACACAUGCUACGCGACACAGUUCACCAUGGUACGGUGCCACCCCUCGCCUUGUUCUGCAUCGUCGCCUUGGCACCCUACACCGACCAACUGCAUGCUCUCGGCGCCCCUCGCGUCCCCUACAGGGACUUGCUCAUGCACCCAGUGCCAGUUCGCUCACAUGAUUUGGAUCUGUCUCUCAGUGACACUCACCUCCCGCUCCUCCAGCAAAUACCGAGCACUCCCAACUUCACCUUAAUAACCCUCCUUUCUCUUCCCGGGUGUGCUCAUAUCUCAGACGACACCGUCUCCGAAUUACGUAGACUCAACACGCUUAUUGCCCUCGAUCUCCGUGCGACUCACCUAACCACGUAUGGUGUCACUGUCCUCUCCCGCGGUCUGUCCUCCGCACAGGACGACUCUGGCCUACACAAGAAAGCAGGCCCGUGGGGCCUUCGAAUAAUUAGCUUACAUGGCUGCACAAAGGUCACGGAUGCCGCCUUUGCCUACUUGCGUCUCACUAAUUGCACGCGCGCCGCAGUUAAGAAACAACUCGGCGUACUUGGUUUCCAACCAUCUCGCUCCCGCACCCUUUUUCAUCCUUCAAAAAUCUCCGUGUCCCUCUGCUCGCUGGAAGAAAUGGCUGCUACGUCAAGUCCAGCCACACCUCUGUAUCCCUCCCCGCCUGAAUCAGUGUUUCGAAUACAUAUCAAUAAAUUAUCCCCCUCCCCACUAACUAAUUCCCAAUCUAAGAAUAGCAAACGCUCACUUAUUUCCUCCCCACCACCCUUCACUCUUCAGCCGCAACCAGCCGCUGACGCUGAAGACAAUUUCACGUCUGUCCCAUCAAACGCCGUCACUUCCUCGCUCUUUGCUGCGUCAGAUCCUACCCGACAGCGUCCCAGCAGUCCCCCAUCUUUCUACCGAGAUACUGGCAAGAAAACAAACCGUCCUUUCCAAAUACAGCAUGCCCAGUUCGGCUCUUCAGAACCGGAUCCACUGGCAGUAGUUCGAUUCCCUCCCCCUUGGAACCUCCUAGAGACGUCCUCGAGACCUCUCGCGACAAAUACCACUUCAUACAAGCAACAGCGAGACCUCCCAUGUUUCAAUGGUCCUGUUCGAAUCGGCAAACGCAAUGCAGCCGCGGUCAAGGAUGUGGCGAACAUGCUCGCAAAUAAACGGCUCAGGCGCCAACACUCACCAGCGUCCUUUGAGGCCGUGUCAGGUAUUCCAACAGAAUCACGAAACCCCUUCGCGAAGCAGGUCACAUCUGUGUUUUCGGAGAGCUCUCCCAGAACCUCAAAACAUCCCAAUCGCUCGCAGGAAGAGCCACACAGACCUGCAAUCGACGGUGUAGAUCGCCCUGACAGACUGGAAGGGUCAGGAUCCGAUCUCCCUAAUACCAAACCCCUCAAACCGAUCACAUCUCUGAGAGUUCCGGUGCUCCCGAAGGAGUUUUUGCCAGAACUCAAGCAAACUUUAUCUGUGCAAAAUUCCUCGAGACCAAAGGUGGCACUGAAGCAAAGUAGACUAUCUUUUCCUCCGCUGUAGGUCAUAAUGCAACAGUUAACUUGUAAUUGAAUAGUAUGGAGAUUAUAUGACGAUACCUGGCAAGGUGGCCAUCACAGGGCGGAGACCCCUCUUUGGUCAACACCUUCGUCGGCGUCACUUGCACCCACCUUUUCCUUGACGCUGACAGCGAAGGGUUUCAGGAGUUCUGCGCCAGUCACUAGUGCUUCAGGACACCCUAAUUACCCGUAUCUAUCUCGCUGUCUGGUUUCUUUGUCUUGGUUGUGGUCGUGCAAUCCUUCUCCAACGUAUCGCAAGGUCUUCUUCGACCUUCAUAGUCCCUGCUUUUAGUAAUGAAGCUCAGACUCCUUUCGUUACAUCUGUCGCAGUAGCGUACUUGGCCAAAUAAAGUCAAAC